Messenger RNA from Colletotrichum karsti, 1302 nucleotides. RefSeq names its product oxoglutarate iron-dependent oxygenase. The record is from RefSeq and is a predicted model, not a curated record. Bases 1 to 1302 code for a protein of 433 amino acids. The transcript has 3 exons. NCBI's taxonomy places the organism in Eukaryota, Fungi, Ascomycota, Sordariomycetes, Glomerellales, Glomerellaceae.
AUGCGUAGGUUCUAUCAGCUCCCUCCGGAACUCCGUGCCACUGUGGUCGAGUGUCUGGUCGACUACUGGAGAUAUGGCGAUGAAUCAGACUCUAUUGCCGGUUACGCCUCCGUCUGUAAGGAGUGGCAGGCCAUCGUUGAACGUUACAACUUUUCCUCCCUCCGCGUCACUCAAUUACGCUUGGGCGAGUUCGAUUCCAUGAUGGUGGGUUCUCGCCGCGGCCUCUUGAGACGUAUCGAACUUCACGUCUCACUACCCACCUACGACAAUGAUCCCUGCGAAAGAAAGGAGACCUGGGAAGAGAAGGCUGAAAACAACAUGUGCUUCACCCGAGCCGUCUGUGGCCUCUUUCAUUCGAUGAACUCUUGGACCCUCGAAGAGGCAUAUCGCGGGGGUGUCGACUUGAGUCUCGCUAUCUCGUCACCAAGCGACCUUCGUAACGCAAACUUCGAGCUGUGGCAGCGACGCAGAUGGAACAUCAAAGAUAUCGGAGAGAAAAGGGCGUUGAUGCCGGCAGCCCAUGCCGACAUCGUUGCAAGGCUGCCAGGCUUGCAAGAAGCUUCUUUCGAUAUCCUCAAAGAUAGGAAAAAGGAGACACGCAAGAUACACUUCAACCAAUUCGCCGGUUCCAUGACCGCAUGGCCUCUUUCUCUGGAGAAGCUCUCUAUAUCGUCCAACACUGUUUCCUCAUGGCGACAACUGCCCCAUGAAGGCCUCGCAGAAGCUGACAGUGGUGUCAAACUGUGCGAGAAGUUGCGGAGUGCCGCGAAGCAUCUCAAGCAUUUGAACAUCACCAACGUCGUCCGCAUACGAGAGUUCCUGAAGCCCCACUGGCCCAAUAAUACUGAUGACACGGAGGCGUUCAUCUCAGGCCACCUCUACCAGCCCGCGUUCUAUCGCCUUGAGACCCUUCACAUCUCAUACGGGUCCAUCUGGUACAAUACCGAAUGGCACAAGCAAAGUGACGACAUCAAUGAGUCUUCAGACCUAGUCGACUUCCGCCAGGUCGUCUCGCUGGCCGCGGCACGGCUGGCGUACACGAUGCCCGCUCUCAAGCACAUGACCAUCAAGCAGCGGCCCUUGAUGUACGCCGGCAAGCACGAACUCGAGUACAAGGUCGACGGCACGACUGCCAGCAUCACUUGGACAAGCAGCUUCGACUUCAGGCCGUGGGACAGGACGAUGGAGGCAUGGACCGAGGUGGCUAGGCGCUACGCCGGAGCGAAGCUCAAGACCUCCAUCGUCACGAAGAAGUGGUACAAGGACGGCAGACCACCUCACAUCCCAUCUCUCACCUUUUAG